Molecule: messenger RNA, 2605 nt
Organism: Dendronephthya gigantea
Lineage: Eukaryota; Metazoa; Cnidaria; Anthozoa; Malacalcyonacea; Nephtheidae
Product: long-chain-fatty-acid--CoA ligase 1-like
Exons: 23
Coding region: 88-2163 (691 amino acids)
Biological process (GO): long-chain fatty acid metabolic process
Cellular component (GO): membrane; endoplasmic reticulum
Molecular function (GO): long-chain fatty acid-CoA ligase activity
Source: RefSeq, a predicted model, not a curated record
CGAGUUGCUGUUUGCGGUUGAAUUCAAUCAAAUAUUGAUCGAAUUCGUCAAAUAUUUGCAUGUUUAAUACCUGGGGAAAUUCUGAACAUGCCAAGGUUCAAAGCACCAAGGGUUGACCAAAUUGUUAUUGGUCUUGGCGUGUGUGCUGCUGUUGGAGGAACUGCUUACUGUCUGCACAAAUAUAUAUUAACUCCAUCUUUACCAAUGGCGGAGACAGCUAACAUGGACAUGGAAUGUCAGUCAGUCGAUGUACCGGGAAUGCCAGGUGCAAGGAGAAGUGUUCAUUCUGAGGAACUGAUAGAAUCGUAUGAUGGUAUAACAAUUCCAUAUGAAGCGUAUCUUAAAGGAGCUGAAAUAGCUGGUGACGAGCCUUGCUUGGGUACGCAAUCUAAUGGUUCGUAUUCAUGGAUCACAUACAAUGAGGUUUUAGAGAAAGCAGCAGACCUGGGGUCUGGAUUACUAGAACUUGGUUACAAACCUUCUCCAGAGACGUUUGUUGGUAUUUAUGCCACAAACAAAGCUGAGUGGAUCUUGACUGAUGUUGCAUGUCAGACAUAUUCAAUGGUCUCUGUGCCACUAUAUGACAGCCUGGGUGCUGAUGCGUGCACCUUUAUUGUUAAUCAUGCUGAUAUUUCUGUAAUUGUGUGCGACGGAAAAAAUGUUGAAAAACUAAUGAGUAAAGCUGAUCAAUGUCCGCAGUUGAAACACAUAAUAACGAUUGGGGAAUUCAAAGAAGAUGAUGCACAGAAAGCUGAUAAUCUUGGGAUUACGAUGAAAUCCUUUGAAGAAGUCCAGGAAUUGGGACGAAAUAACCGAAAAGAGAAAUCACCUGGUAAACCAGAGGAUGUGUAUACUGUUUGUUUCACAAGUGGGACAACAGGUCAACCAAAGGGAGCUAUGAUUACAAACAAGAACAUAAUUGCAAACCUUGCUGGAUUUCGAGUGCAUUAUGAUAAGAAUGACCACAAGCUGAAUCCAAGUCUUUGCCAUAUCUCAUAUUUACCUCUUCCACACAUGUACGAAAGAAUAAUCCAGCUAGUUCUUCGUAGCGCCGGUGCUCGAACUGGAUUUUUCCGAGGAGAAAUCCCGUUAUUGUUGGAGGAUAUUAAGAUAUUGAGACCUACACUGUUUCCAUCAGUUCCGCGCUUGUUAAAUCGUCUUUAUGAUAAGGUCACCGCCGGUGUUGAAGCAAGUGGGGGGAUUAAGAAAUGGUUAUUUUACAGAGGUUUUUCCUCGAAAUUGGCCGACUUAGAGAAAGGACAAAUCUACAACAACGGCUUUUGGGACAAACUUGUAUUUAGAAAAGUCCAGGCGACCUUGGGAGGAAAUAUCCAACAAAUCGGCACUGGAGCCGCUCCAAUCGAGGCGAAAGUUUUAACAUUUCUGAAAGUUGUAUUCGGGUGUUGGGUUGCCGAGGGUUAUGGACAAACUGAGGCCACGACUGCUGUAUCGAUCACUAAUAAAUUAGACAUGUCUUCAGGUCAUGUUGGUGCGCCGAUUGUAUGUAACUACAUCAAGCUCGUCGAUGUUCCGGAAAUGGAGUAUUUUACCUCGAAGAAUCAGGGAGAAGUGUGUAUUUAUGGUCCAAAUGUGUUCAAAGGAUACCUGAAAGAACCUGGGAAAACAGCUGAAGUGAUCGAUGAAGAUGGUUGGCUUCACACCGGGGAUGUUGGAGAAUGGAAGCCAAACGGCACAUUGAAAAUUAUUGGAAGAAAAAAGUGUAUUUUCAAGCUCUCCCAGGGUGAAUAUAUUGCUCCUGAUAAGAUUGAAAAUAUUUAUAUCAAAAGUCCUUUCGUAGCUCAAGCCUUUGUUCAUGGUCACAGUCUUAAGUCUUGCACUGUUGGUAUUAUUGUACCAGACGAAGAAAUUCUUAUGAAAUGGGCUUCAGAAAAUGGCUUGUCGAAAUCCUUCAAAGAAUUGUGUGCAAGCGAGGAUGUUAAGAACAUGAUUCUGAAAGAUAUUAUCGCAAAAGGCAAAGAAGCGAAGUUAGCAUCAUUUGAACAGGUCAAAGCCAUUCUCCUGCUUUCGGAAUUAUUCAGCAUCGAGAACGGCCUGCUGACACCAACUCUCAAGUCAAAACGUUUCACAAUGCAGAAGAGAUUUGCUGAAGAGAUCGACAAGUUGUAUGAAGAUGUUGAAAGAAUAGCGCAACCAAAACUCUGAAUAGAAAAGCACAGUACAUUCUUACAAUUUUUAUUAUUAUGAUUUAUUUGGGGGGUUUUUCUUAGAAAAUUCUAUUAAUUUCAUUAAAUUUUAUUAAUUGAUCGUUAGAAUGAGAUUGAUUAAACAACUUGGAAUAUCAUUGCGAUGAGAGUCAGAAGAGUCAACGGCUAGUUGACUAGUUAAGAUUGUCUAGUUUGUUCCUGUUUGUUUUGUUCAUAUAAUUUUCAAUAAUCGAAUAAAGACAGACUUGGUAAACUAAGGUGCCUUACCUGUUACCCCCCGCCUGCCCUUGAUUGCUUCCGGUGCCUCUGAGUAAUUUCUGGCAGAUAUACACAUAGCAGCUAGGCUGGGAAGUGACAGCAGGAAGAGUAAGUUUAUCCUUAUAUUCUAUCAAUUAUACAAUGCUGUAAUUGUAUGAAUUAUUCUGAAAUGAAUUUUAUUG